GAAAUGCAGUCUCUGAAUAUAAUUAUCUUUUCGGAAACCGGUGUAAAAAGUUCAACAUUACAAUCGGCAUCAAACGAUUUUUUAGCUUUUUGUUUUUAAAGUAUUAAUGCAGAAUGUAAACUUCGUUUGUUUUCAGUUUUUCAAAAUGCUAUGUUCAAGUAUCUGACGGCUUUAUCUGUAGCGUGAACCGAUUGUAAACAAAAUUUUAUUUUCCUGCACUGUUUACUUUCGGUAACUCGAAGUAAUAAAAAAUUUAUAUUAUAAGUAAUUUUUCAUUCAUAUCUAACUUUUAAUAUGAGUUCCAAUCAAAGUUUAGAAGAUUCAAUUGAUAUUGAAAGUGUCGAAAAUGAACAUUCCUCAGAAUUUCUUCGAGAAAUUAAUACAGAUAGCAAUAAAUUAAAUGAAUUUGAUUUUGAUCCUUUGUUACAACGACCACCAAAAAUGGAUUUUGAUUCCAUCGGAGAAUUUUGUUUUGAGUCGGAUAUCUUGGCAUUGAAAGGAAACAAUGAUUACAAGAAUGUUUUAGAAGCAAUAGUUAUAUUAGAAGCCCAACGAGAACAAGCUGUGAAAGAUUUAAGCGAUCUUAAGAAUUUGAAAGAUAAAGCUUUGGCUGAUCCCUUGGAAUUUGUUGAAAAGUUAAAACAGAAAGAAGAUAUGGAUAUGCCAUCUGCUCAAUUAAUUCAUCCAGUGCCCACCAUUGAAUGGGGGAAAUAUGCCCUAAGUGGAGAUCCUGUUGCAUUUAAACGAAGACAAAUAUCUAGAAUAGCUGCUGAUGUUAGAAAAAAUUUUAAAAGAAAAAAUAAAAAUAGUGAGAAAGAAAUUGAAACAGAUUGUUGGACUCUUGAGGAAGAGAAGCAUUUGGAGGAAUUACUAAAAAAAUAUCCCCCUGAAAAAAAUCAGAAUGAUCGUUGGGAAAAAAUUGCUGAAUGUUUAGGAAAUCACACAGCUUCCCAGGUAAAUAGUAAAGUCCAGAAAAGUUUUCCUCUAUUCAUUGGAAAGGAUACAUUUCUUUCAAGUGAUAGUGAUUCUAGAAAAAAAAGGAAGAAUGCUGGAUUAGAAGAUGAAAUACAAGAGAAGAAUAAUGGCAUUUCUGAAUCUGGAAGUGAAGAUGAAGAUUCUUUAGACUCAAAAUUAGAUAUUUCAGAUGAUGAAAUAAGUUCAGAUCUACAUGAUACUGCGGAGUAUCAAGAGUUACUCCUGUACAAAAGACUUCUUAAGAAAAGAAUAAAGUCAUCCACUAUGAUGCAACAUUUUGGAUUUAAGUGCAAGGUGUGUAAGUCAGAGCCUAUUGUAGGAAUAAGAUACCACUGUGUAGAAUGCAAUCCUUCAAUAGAUCUUUGCAAAGACUGUUUUAAAAAUUCCCCGGAAAUUGGCGAGCAUACAUCUGAUCACCAGAUAGAAGAAAUUCAUCAUUCUAAUGCUGGGUUUUUAGACAGAGACUACAUGCAUUUUUUGGGCAAUGAUUAUAACUAUUUGGACCCUAAUUACAUGCCAGCUGCUUAAUAUUUUGUACACUAUAUUUAUUUAUUGUAAUAAAAUUGUAAAUAAGAUUAA
Molecule: messenger RNA, 1554 nt
Organism: Parasteatoda tepidariorum (common house spider)
Lineage: Eukaryota; Metazoa; Arthropoda; Arachnida; Araneae; Theridiidae
Product: ZZ-type zinc finger-containing protein 3
Molecular function (GO): zinc ion binding
Source: RefSeq, a predicted model, not a curated record